Molecule: messenger RNA, 1266 nt
Organism: Ilyonectria robusta
Lineage: Eukaryota; Fungi; Ascomycota; Sordariomycetes; Hypocreales; Nectriaceae
Product: GPI transamidase subunit PIG-U
Exons: 3
Coding region: 1-1266 (421 amino acids)
Biological process (GO): protein localization to cell surface; attachment of GPI anchor to protein
Cellular component (GO): GPI-anchor transamidase complex; membrane
Source: RefSeq, a predicted model, not a curated record
AUGACCUUGCGAGGCAAAGCCAGCGUCUACGCCGGCGCUGCCCUGCUGCGACUCUUUCUCUUUCUCGCCUUUCCCGGUCUCCCGGAUCUUCUUACCGGCCGCGUCGAGAUCUCGACGCCUGUCACCAGCUUCAAGCGAUUACAAGAGGGAUUGUUCCUAUACACCAACAAUGUGUCCCCCUACGACGGCGGCGUCUACCACCAGGCCCCGCUGCUGCUCCCCCUGUUCUCCCUCCUUCCAGACGUGAAGGCCUGGUCCAUCUUCACCCACCUCCUCUACAUCGUCGUCGACCUGCUCAGCGCCGAUGCCCUAUACAACAUUGCCAAUUCCGGCGAGGCCGGCAGCUCGAAGCUGUUCACGUCUCCCCGCCGGGCCAAGAAGUGGAGCGGAGUUGCCGUUGCCGCAGCGUUCUUGUUAAACCCGUAUACUAUCGCGACGUGUAUAGGACGCUCGACUGGCGUCUUCACCACCUGUGCGAUCCUCCAUGCCAUAUCCAAGGCCAUCUACGGCUCGCCCUUCAAGGCCAUGGUCGCCCUGUCGUUCGCCUCUUACCUCUCGAUGUACCCGAUCCUCCUUCUCCCGCCAGUCGUCCUUCUGGCCUACGACCGCCAGCUUGAGAAGCGUCGAAUUGCCUCCGGUCUCCAUUUCGCUGGUGUCAACGCCCUCGUUGUGGCGGGGUGCCUUGCGGUUCUACUUGGCAUGUCCUUUGUGGUCACUGGCAACUCGUGGGAGUUCCUCGCUCGAACCUACGGCAUCCAGUUCACCUUGUCAGACCUGACCCCCAACGUUGGCCUCUGGUGGUACUUCUUUAUUGAGAUGUUCGACUCGUUCCGCGCCUUCUUCCUCGGCGUCUUCUGGCUUCACCUCGCCGCCUAUCCCACCGCCCUGUGCUUCCGCCUACGACCCCAGCCUUUGGCCGUCUUAACCAUCAUCCUCGGGACCUUCUCCAUUUUCAAACCAUAUCCGUCUCUCGCCGACGCCAGUCUCUUCCUAGCCAUGAUUCCCUUAUUCCGACACAUCUUCCCUCUCAUGCGCUACUCCUUCGUCACUACGUCGACCCUCCUAUAUGCCACGUUCCUGGGCCCGGCCUUCUACCACCUAUGGAUCUACGCCGGAAGUGGCAAUGCCAACUUCUUCUACGCCAUCACAUUGGUCUGGAGUCUGGGGCAGAGCUUGUUGGUGUCGGAUCUGACCUUUGCGAUCCUCAGAGACGAGUGGGAGAUUGACCGACCGGACAUGAUCGGCAAGGAGAUCCGUCAGAUCUAG